Molecule: messenger RNA, 2009 nt
Organism: Vitis vinifera (wine grape)
Lineage: Eukaryota; Viridiplantae; Streptophyta; Magnoliopsida; Vitales; Vitaceae
Product: probable pectinesterase/pectinesterase inhibitor 34
Exons: 3
Coding region: 167-1960 (597 amino acids)
Biological process (GO): cell wall modification
Molecular function (GO): pectinesterase inhibitor activity; pectinesterase activity
Source: RefSeq, a predicted model, not a curated record
AGUGGUGGAAACUGGAAAGUAGAGGACAGCUCAUUGUCCAGACUCCAGACACAGACUCCACACCAACCUCUAUUACUCCUCUCCCCCACUCUCUCCUUCACAUAUAAAAAGCCAUCAUAUUCUCUCAUCAAUUCCCUGUAUCCCUCUCCACUUCUUCUCUGAAAAAAUGGUUUAUGGUAGACUCGGAUCCAAAGCGGCGUCGUUUCAACAAGACAAUGCGGCUGCCUCUGCUCUUCAGCAGCAGAGGCGGAGGCGGAGAUUGUGUAUUGUGGCAGUGUUGUCUGUCGUUUUGAUUGUGGCUGCUGUGGCGUCAACGGUGGCUUUGGUGGUUCGCCGGGAGGGAUCUGCGGCUGGAUCGGAUGGGAGGGUUCGUAGGAAGCCGACUCAGGCGAUCUCCCAUACUUGCAGCAGAACUCGGUUCCCCACUCUGUGUGUUGAUUCUCUGCUUGACUUCCCUGGCUCGCUCACCGCGGGCGAGCGCGACCUGGUCCACAUUUCGAUGAACAUGACCUUACAGCGGUUCGGGAAGGCGCUGUACGUGUCGUCGGAGAUCGCGAAUCUGCAGAUGGACACGCGCGUGAGAGCGGCCUACGAGGACUGCCUCGAGCUUCUGGAGGAGUCGGUGGAGCAGCUCUCGCGGUCACUGACCUCCGUCGCGGGAGGCGGCGAUGGUCAGGCCGUCGGAAGCACGCAGGACGUGCUGACGUGGCUGAGCGCUGCGAUGACGAACCAGGACACGUGUACCGAGGGUUUCGACGACGUGAGUGGAUUCGUGAAGGAUCAGAUGGUGGAGAAGCUCCGGGACCUGUCGGACCUGGUGAGCAACUGUCUCGCGAUAUUCGCCGCCAGCGGCGGCGAUAACGAUUUCGCGGGAGUGCCGAUACAGAACCGGAGGAGGAGGCUCAUGCAGGACUCCGAUAUUUCGGCGAAUCAGGAUAGUACCGGAUUUCCGAAAUGGCUGACUCGGAGGGAGAGAUCCUUACUGCAAAUGCCGGUUCCGGCAAUACAGGCCGAUAUUAUCGUUUCGCAAGAUGGAAACGGCACUUACAAGACGAUUACGGAGGCGAUUAAGAAGGCGCCUGAGUACAGUAGUCGCCGGACGAUUAUUUACGUGAAGGCGGGAAGGUACGAGGAGAAUAAUUUAAAGGUUGGGAGGAAGAAGACUAAUUUGAUGUUUAUAGGUGACGGGAAGGGCAAAACUAUAAUUACCGGUGGGAAGAGCGUCUUCAACAAUCUUACAACGUUCCACACCGCGUCCUUCGCUGCUACAGGAGCUGGUUUCAUUGCCAGAGACAUGACCUUUGAGAAUUGGGCUGGGCCAGGUAAGCACCAGGCCGUGGCACUCCGGGUCGGGGCCGACCAUGGUGUUGUCUACCGGUGCAACAUUAUUGGCUACCAGGACACCCUAUACGUGCACUCGCAACGUCAAUUCUUCCGAGAAUGUGACAUAUACGGAACCGUAGACUUCAUCUUUGGCAAUGCGGCCGUAGUUUUCCAAAACUGCAGCCUAUAUGCCCGAAAGCCCAUGGCCCAACAAAAGAACACAAUCACAGCCCAAAACCGAAAAGACCCUAACCAAAACACCGGAAUCUCAAUCCAUGCAUGCCGGAUUCUCCCCGCUGGCGACCUUGCACCAGUCAAGGGGAGCUUCCCAACGUACCUUGGGCGGCCGUGGAAGUUGUACUCGAGAACCGUGUACAUGCUUUCGUACAUGGGCGAUCACAUCCACCCUAAGGGUUGGCUAGAGUGGAAUACCACAUUUGCCUUGGACACACUUUACUACGGCGAGUACAUGAAUUAUGGGCCGGGCGGGGCCGUGGGCCAGCGCGUGAACUGGCCCGGGUACCGGGUCAUAACGUCGGUGGUGGAGGCGACGAAAUUCACCGUCGGACAGUUCAUUUACGGUUCGUCUUGGCUGCCGUCGACUGGCGUGGCCUUCUUGGCCGGCCUAUCGGUUUGAGUGAUACAAUGGUAUAGCAUCAAUAUAGUUUUACUGUUAGUAUUUUUUA